Molecule: messenger RNA, 1207 nt
Organism: Tachysurus vachellii
Lineage: Eukaryota; Metazoa; Chordata; Actinopteri; Siluriformes; Bagridae
Gene: crip2l
Product: cysteine-rich protein 2-like
Exons: 7
Coding region: 88-771 (227 amino acids)
Source: RefSeq, a predicted model, not a curated record
UGCACUGUCUUUGUGUAUCCGAAUACCGCUUUGUGUGUGUACUUAGAAUUCUAUAUACACACACAUUUUUAUUCGCUUUAUUUAAACAUGGCGUCCCAGUGUCCUAGGUGUGAGAAGACGGUGUAUUUCGCAGAGAAAGUGAGCUCUCUGGGAAAAGACUGGCACAAAUUUUGUCUUAAGUGUGAACGCUGCAAUAAAACCCUGAAUCCUGGAGGACAUGCUGAGCAUGAUGGGAAACCCUACUGCCAUAAACCCUGCUAUGCGACACUGUACGGACCCAAAGGUGUGAAUAUCGGUGGUGCUGGAUCGUACAUGUACGAGACCCUGGUGUCUGAGGUGCAGACCACCACCACACCACCCAGAGCUGAGGAGAGGAAACCUACAGCACCACCUAGAGGACCAGUGAAGGGUGAGAACCUCAGCAAACCAAUAAACGCGAGUUUCACAACUGCAGUAAUCUGCACUAAUCUAUCUUUCUGUGCAGCUGCAAGUUUCUCAUCAUUUACUGGAGAACCGAACCUCUGUCCGCGAUGCAGCAAAACUGUCUACUUCGCGGAGAAGGUGAUGUCCCUGGGUAAAGACUGGCACAGGCCGUGUCUGCGCUGUGAGAGGUGUAGUAAGACACUCGCUCCAGGAGGUCACGCUGAGCAUGAUGGCCAGCCAUACUGCCAUAAACCCUGCUAUGCUGUACUGUUUGGACCUAAAGGUGUGAACACUGGAGGGAUGGGCAGCUACAUCUAUAAAGAGCCAAACACCGAGACUCAGUCAUGAGUCUACCACACACACACAUACACACACACACACACACACACACACUGCACAAUUUAUAUGUUUAUGUAUUCUGAUGUAGUGUUCAGGUAAAUUAAACUCGUUACGGUACAUUAUUAUUGUUGUUGUUAUUGUUAUUGUGUAGAUGCAUUCAGUCUUCCACUGUGAGUUUUGGACCUACAAAUUCUUUUCAGGAACAGUGUUCAGACUCAUGAACAUGUACACACUCCAACACACACCUGAUGCUCUCUGCACUUAUUCAGGUCACGCUGUGUCUAAGCUGUAGCUCACUGCCCUGAUAUUAUAGCUAACCAACCACAAUACAGGAAGUGCCGUCUUAAACCAGGGCAACUCACACUAGCCACAUUUCAUUAUAAUAUAUAGUAUUUACUUAAUUAAUACUGGAUAUAUCUUAGUAAAGUUACUCAGUCUUUGCUUU